Messenger RNA from Sitodiplosis mosellana (orange wheat blossom midge), 1268 nucleotides. RefSeq lists its product as uncharacterized. Lineage: Eukaryota; Metazoa; Arthropoda; Insecta; Diptera; Cecidomyiidae. Bases 248 to 1093 code for a protein of 281 amino acids. The transcript is spliced from 3 exons. The record is from RefSeq and is a predicted model, not a curated record.
AAAUGAAGUUUCUCGAAUUGAAUUGUGACAUUUACUAGAAAACUCGUAUAUUUACAGUGCCUGCGACGAGCAAGUAACAAGAAGAACAAUGCGAAUAUUUUCAUAAACAUAUAGCGAACAAGUUACAACGUAGUAGCAUCAACGAAUGGUAAACUCCAUUUAACUGUCAACAUUUGUGAACAAUUUUUUCUUGAAAGCUAAAUUUCAAAUAAACAAAGACUGCCGAUACGUAGAAAUUCUCGUGAAAAUGUACUCAAUGAGUUCAGUAAGAGCGACAGAACAUCCAAUUACUUCGAAAGAUAUGAAUCAAAAUCCGUACACGACACCGCUAAUAAACAGACCAUCAAUGUUUUCGAGUUCACAUCAUGAACAUCAGCCGUAUGAGUCUGUGGUCAAUCCGGAGUUGCCAAUACUUCAUCCGAAUGUGUUUCAACUACCUACAACAUCAACUCAACCACUGCUACUUCCACAGUCGGCAUUUUCACCAUUGAAUAUGCCACAAAACGGUGCUCCAUGGAAAUGCCCUGAAUGGAUGGCCAAUCAAAACAUUCAACCCGGUUCGUACAUGAGUUUCAAUGGUCUACAGUCACAGCAACGAUUGCCAUUCAAACGAAAGGCUGCACCGGAUAUGGAUCUAGAAUCGAUUCAAUCGAAGCAGUUGAUAACCGAAGAAAAAAUGGCUGCACAUCUCGAUGGACUGCAUAUUUCAUCAGAAUUCAAAGCACAUGACAUCAAUCAAACGACAAAGACUAAUGAAGCAUUUGAUGUAGACAGUGAUAGUUCGGAUUCAUUUAUUUCAUACCCGGCCAAUUUGCAAGACAUCGAAGAGAAACUGAAACGUGCUCAAAAAAUUGUCGUCGCCGAUGUAGUGAAGAGUAUUCAAGAGGAGCCACUAUUACCGGCUGCAAUAUUGGAACGAUUCGAAAAGCCAUGCAAAGCGCUUGUCAUUUGGCAACCACCACAACGACUCACCGAUAUGAUCGUAUCGAAAGCAUCGCAAGAACAACAGCAGGACGACGAUGAAAACGCCGAUAAUAACAAUGUCGACUUGAUAGAUGCAAACAACGACUUGCAAAUGGAUAUGGAUAGUUAAGAGUAUGUUGCGUUCAAUAUCUAAUUAUUGAUAAUUUCACAUUCGGGUGUUAAGUUUAGAUUAUAGUUCGUAAUCUCUGUCGUCAUGUACGAACCCUUAAAAAAAUGAUUUGUAAUCGCAUCGAUUAACACGCAUUAAUAAAAAGAAACGAAUUCGAAGCUUUUUUUUACCCAAA